GACGUUAUCUAGUAUGGAAUUAGGAAAUUGUGGUGAUUUAUAAAUUAUGAAUCUAUGAAACUAUUACGAGGAAUCUAUGAAUUACGAACAUUCAUUAAUUGGCACGGGAUAAAUAUUUUUGAUGAAAAUAUCUUCAGAUAGUGAAACGCUGAGAUUUGAGGUAGGUCCAUUUUUCUUUGUUCCAAUUUAUUGAUAUAUAAAAUGGAUUUAGAACGAAUUAAGGAAAAACGAAAAAGGUUAAGAAUUUCAUUUAGUAAGCAUUUAACUAGGAUAGAAAAUACGAUAGGAAUUGAAAUUUCGAAUGAAUACACGAAAGAAAUGAAAGUGAAUGAGCUUUUGAGCUUAAAAUCUCAGCUCACAGAAAAAUUAAAUGAUUUAAUUAAAGCUGAUGAUGAAGUGCAGUU
Messenger RNA from Parasteatoda tepidariorum (common house spider), 404 nucleotides. The record is from RefSeq and is a predicted model, not a curated record. NCBI's taxonomy places the organism in Eukaryota, Metazoa, Arthropoda, Arachnida, Araneae, Theridiidae.